AUGGCGCCAGGGUGGUGUCUACGUGCGUCUGACUCAACCUGGGAAAACGGAUGUUUACGAGCAUGCGACAGCGGCAUCCCAGACAAGGGAGUCAGCGAGGCCGAACGCGAGCGAGUCACUGAAGAAGAAAUGAUGAUGUCGAGUUCACCUGGCAACGCAGCGUCGUCGCCUCUGGCGUCCCUGCGAGGUCGCUGUGCCCGCGCUCUCUCUCGGCUUUUCUUCCCCUUUGAGCGAUCUGCGGCCUCAGGCGAGCCGCCUGCGGACUCUGCGUUUGGAGUGCUCCCGCGGCUGCUCCUUGGCGCCGUGAAGAAGCAAGCGACGCUGAUAAAAGACGCGAAAACGCUGUACAACGCGUCGCGCAUCUUGCUCUCUCGUUUCGCGGAGGCGGCCAACACGCGCCUGGCAGACCUUGGCCUCGCACUUCGCCCGGUGAUUCAUCUUCUCCUCCUUCACCACCAGCCUCUCUUCCUCGCAGCCGCGCAUCUCAUCAGAUUUUUUAAAAUUCUGCUCUACCUGCGCUACCUUUUUGACUGGCUCCCGCAAGUCAACCCUCACCUGCCGCCCUUCACGUUCGUCUACCGCGCGACAGAUGCCUACAUCUCUAUCUUCACGCGCUUCGUGCCCUCUAUCGCGUCCAUGGAUCUCUCUGGCUUCGCGGCUUGGGGCGUGCUAGAGAUGACUGAGAACUCCCUCGCGCGACUGAUCGCCACAUUCGAGUAG
Messenger RNA from Besnoitia besnoiti, 720 nucleotides. RefSeq lists its product as uncharacterized. The transcript is spliced from 4 exons. The coding region runs from base 1 to 720 and encodes 239 amino acids. NCBI's taxonomy places the organism in Eukaryota, Apicomplexa, Conoidasida, Eucoccidiorida, Sarcocystidae. Gene Ontology annotation, cellular component: membrane. The record is from RefSeq and is a predicted model, not a curated record.